Molecule: messenger RNA, 708 nt
Organism: Colletotrichum spaethianum
Lineage: Eukaryota; Fungi; Ascomycota; Sordariomycetes; Glomerellales; Glomerellaceae
Exons: 1
Coding region: 1-708 (235 amino acids)
Biological process (GO): negative regulation of transcription by RNA polymerase II; chromatin organization
Cellular component (GO): pericentric heterochromatin
Molecular function (GO): chromatin binding; DNA binding
Source: RefSeq, a predicted model, not a curated record
AUGGAUGACCCCAAGAACGGCAUUUUCGUGCUUGACAAGAUUAUCGGACAUCGCCGUGAUCCCAGGGACAAGACACUUUUCCAGAUGCACGUCAGCUGGAAGCACGAUGAGCCGACCUGGGAACCUGAGCAGAGCAUUCAGGAGGACGCCGAGGAGGCGCUGUUUGCCUACUGGGACAGCGUCAAGGGCGGCCGGCUAGGCGCCAUGGCUGAUAAGAACCUCUGGCACGUGCUGAAGAUCGAGAAGCACAAACAGAAGCCCUCCGGCGCUGUUCACUUUCUCGUGUACUGGAUUGGAUCGCCCGAUCGGUCUUGGGAGCCUGAGAGCCAAGUGGAGGUGUAUGCCCGCCAACAUGUCGAGACUUAUUGGAAGUCAAAGGGUGGACGUGACAAGAACAUCAAGACUGCUGCUGCGCCGGCCAAGCGAGGUCGCGGCCGCCCUCGCAAAAACACUAUUCCGGAGUCGGCGGCGGCUGGAGCUGGAGAUGAAGCUGCGGAGGAUGUUCCCAAGGAGACCAAGCCCAGGGGCAGACCGGGCCGGAAGCAAAAGCGCGACGAGGCGGCGGCUGAGGCGGAGGCCGAAAAGACAGAAGAGGCGGUUACUGCCGAGGGCACAACUGAGCCGACUACCAAGGAGCCGGUCGAGACUGAUGGGGAGCCGCCCAAGAAGCGCGGUCGCGGUCGUCCCCGCAAGAACCCCGUGUCAUGA